Messenger RNA from Macadamia integrifolia, 897 nucleotides. RefSeq lists its product as uncharacterized. The record is from RefSeq and is a predicted model, not a curated record. NCBI's taxonomy places the organism in Eukaryota, Viridiplantae, Streptophyta, Magnoliopsida, Proteales, Proteaceae. Bases 133 to 717 code for a protein of 194 amino acids. The transcript has a single exon.
UCAGAACUCAAAACUUCUCAAGAUAGAGCCUUAACAAACUCAAAACCUUCCUUUUCUUUCAGUCUUAAUUUCAAACACUUCAUUUGCAUAUCUUCUUCUUCUCUACUUCUUAUCGUUCUUCUGCAACUAGUGAUGGGCAACUACGUCUCCUGCACUGUAUCUUCGAUUCCAGGCAAUAAGCAAUCCAGAUGUGCAAAAGUAAUCACACCCAUCGGCGAAAUCAAGCAAUUGGACGGACCCAUCAACGCGGCGGAGCUCAUGUUUGAGAACCCAAAUCACUUCUUAGUGAAUUCCCAAUCGCUUCAUAUUGGUCGUAGAUUCUCUGCUCUCAACGCUGAUGAGGAGUUAGAGAUGGGUAACGUCUAUAUCUUGUUUCCUAUGAAGAGAUUGAAUUCUGUUAUCACAGCGAUGGAUAUGGGAGUGCUUUUGAUUACUGCCAAUUCGGCAGCCAAGCGGGCUUCUAGGGGGAAACAUGGGAUGUUGUUACCGGAGUCCGGUGGUGGUGGUGGUGGUGCUGCUGCUGCAGCACGGGUUACGCCAGUCUCAGCUUCUGUUAACAAUUUGCAAGGAAGUGAAGAUGGAUUGCCGAGAUUGAAAUUGGAUGAUAUUGAAGACUUCUCUUUGCAAGAAUUCAAGCACAGGUUAUCAUCUUGCAGGUCGAGGAAGCCUUCGUUAGAAACCAUAACAGAGGAACCCCAACUCCUCUGCUCUAGGUGAAACUCUUGAAAUAAAACCUCAAGGCUAACGUGUAUGUGCUGAUUGCUCUCCUAUUUUAGAAGAUGAGAGAAUUAAUUCUUUGUAAUUGUUGGGAAUGAAAAGAAAACAAGAAAUUCUUUUGUGUAAUACAGUGAUUACAGUAUUGUUGAAUAGAAAGAUCACUCCAUAGUUCAUAUUCCA